AUGGGCUGGGGGACGCGGGCCCAGUGCUCGGUCAGUUUUUACAAAGUCAGCCUCUCAGCCUUUGCUGUUCCAAACUCACUCACGGUGUGGCUGAAGUUUUUCACUGUUGCUGCUGUUUUCUUUCCACAGGUGGACAAACUGGAAGCCUCGGAGUCUCUGAGGAAACAGGAGGAGCAGGCCACCGAGUCCCAACCCAUUGUUUAUGGCACCGCCCAGCUGAUGCUCACAGCAGGGCCAAACGUCACCGUGCCGCCACAGCAGGUCUACGGUUACGGUUACACGGCACCUGGCUAUGCUCAGCCACAACAGCCCAGCUUUGGUUACGGCAUGUGAACGUGCCGCACAUGCACACACCUUCCUCUCACCUGUCCUCUCUGUGUUCCUCACCAGCUUCCUGUGGUCCUCUACUCACAGCGGGGGCCUCAGAGCAACAGCCCACUUUGAAGUUUGUGUUCUCUUCUAAUGCAAACAUGCACUGAAGGACUUUAUUAAUUUGUAUUGUUUGUAUUUGUAUUGGUGUAUUUGUUUUUCACAUUCCAUAUUUAUGACUACUUAUUUAGAGAAGUGGUAUAUUAUUAUUUUGUGUAUGUUUGUCUUUUUUAUUUUAUUGAUUUUUGUUUGUGCAGAAGUGGACUAGCUGACGCUCACUAACGAGCCUUUUGAAGUAGGUGGAGGAACAUCGGAUUGUUUCUUUUUUUGGCACUCAUGAAGAAAUUAAUGUAGAGAAGCUCUUACUUUUGAUGUACUGAACAUGUGACCAGCUUCCAUUGUCUCAUCUGUCUGUAAAAUGCAUUUUCAUCAUUGUAUAUUUUGAGGGGGGGAUGGGUUACUUAUAAUAUUUGAACAUAUAUUGCCAUUUGAAUGGCUAUAGCUAGCAACACUAAAUACUGAUAGAAUAUUCUGCACAGGCGUGUAGCUUUAUGGAGUUUUAAAUGCAUACAGACAUAAGUCGCUGCUCAACUGAGGGUGUGUUUGUGUGUGCGCGUGACUGUCGACUUUAGUUUUAUCCUGUCCCACCCUCUUAGAUGUACUCUUUCAUAGACUCCAUGUAUUUCGGUGACCACUCGUGCCGUGUACAGUGCUUGUGUGAGACUGUCUGUAUAUGUGCAAGGACGGGACUGUGUUGACCAAACACCCACAACCCCCAGACGUGUGUGUGUGUGUGUGUGUGUGUGUGUGUGUGUGUGUACUGACCCUCCUUGUCAGUGUGCAAGGUCUGUGUAUGCCAGGUGUUGUGGUGUUUCCCUUGGUUACUUUUUCCCCAUGUAGCAAUGUGAACAUGGUGAAAACUUUUUGAAGGAGACUCCUACUCUCCCAUCCCAUUUUCUCCCUCACGCCUGGCGGCGAGAACAAGGAAGACAGCCUGGUGAAACGGGCUGCCGAAAUAUAUAAAUGCUCCCAGAGGUUGCGUGUGUGUGUGUAUGGUUUUGAUGAACAAAAAUUAAGUCCUUUGUGGAGAAUGGUCUGAAAUAAGAGCCUGUGUGUGUACUUUGAUGUACUUCCAAACAUGCUUUCAGCUGUGUCUAAAAGUGUCAUUCUAACCCGACCAGACGUUGAAUUUCUUUUUGUUAUGCAUAUUAAUGACAAACAGGACCUGUCAUUAAGUGGAAGAACAUGGCUUAACUGAAAGGGAAAUACUAGUCUAAAUAAAAAAACUAAAAAUUGUA
This is a messenger RNA of Thalassophryne amazonica, 1667 nucleotides long. RefSeq names its product clathrin heavy chain 1-like. Bases 1 to 333 code for a protein of 110 amino acids. The transcript is spliced from 3 exons. The record is from RefSeq and is a predicted model, not a curated record. NCBI's taxonomy places the organism in Eukaryota, Metazoa, Chordata, Actinopteri, Batrachoidiformes, Batrachoididae.